This is a messenger RNA of Porites evermanni, 1575 nucleotides long. NCBI's taxonomy places the organism in Eukaryota, Metazoa, Cnidaria, Anthozoa, Scleractinia, Poritidae. The record is from the annotation of a GenBank genome assembly.
AUGGAAUUCAAAAAAGAUAUUCCUACAAAGGAAGAUUUGGAUUUUAUAGUUGGUGAUGGUUAUAAUCAUGAUGAGGAUCCAACAUAUGAGCCUAAAGAUUCCUCUUCGUUAGAUGAUGAUAAAUAUGUUGUUUCAGGUAAGGAGUUUAAAAAACUAACCAGAAAAGCUAAAAAACUCGGCGCUGAAUCGCUUGAUUAUUCAACACGUAAAAAUAACAAAUAUGUAGCAACACUUUCAAGUGGAAAGAAAAUUCAUUUCGGGUCGUCACAGUAUCCAGACUAUCUUAUCCAUAAGGAUAAAGAGCGAAAUGAGAGAUAUCUCGCUCGAGCUAAAAAGAACUUAUACUAAUCCUGAAUCGGCUAACUACUGGUCGGUUAAUCUUCUUUGGUAAAAAAAUGUCUAAUCAUUUAAUAAAAUGAAUUCUCUUUUAUUAGAUGAAAAAUGGAUUGAGGAAAUAAAAGAUUGUAAUAAAAAAUUAUUAAAUUUAGAGAAGGAUAGUGAUAUUUUAACUAAUAUACAUGAAAAAUUAAAAUCAGGUUUUUCUCUUGAUAAAAUUAGUAUUGAUGCUGACGGAGUUGACGCUUAUAAAGAAGAAAGUUAUGUAAGGUUAAUUUUUAUGCAUGGUAUACAUUUAGAUGAUGGUAGUAUAGUUGAAGAUGGUGGUGAUUAUGUUUCUGUUUAUUUACCACUUCCUCUUAGAUUUGAUGAAGAAUGGUUUAAGAAAUAUAAAGAACUAAAUUUAACUGUAGAAAGUAUUAAAAAUUAUGAUGUUGAAGGAUAUUUAAAAAAUGAUUUAAAGAAAUAAAAUAUAUAAUAAAAAUGCAGUUAUCCGCUUACGAUUAUCUAACAUCAGAAAACAUUAUCUUUAAUGAAGCCAAAGAGUAUAAAGUGAAAGAUGGCAAGAUCAAAUACAAACGUAUCCCAAUUGAAGUCAAAUAUUCAAAUGGAAAGAAAGGAGCUUUGGUAAUCGAAACUCCACUUCUUUUCUCUUUUGGGGUAAAUGAGAAGAAGAACCAAGAAACAAACAAGUUAGUAGGUUAUAGUAUGCCUGUAUGCCUUUGGGCUAAAGAUAGUGAGCCGAAUAAUAAAGAAAAAGCAUUUUUUGAUGUUAUUAAUAAUGUAACAACUCUCUCUCAGCAACAUCUAGAGAAUGAAUACGGUGCAGAUCUGGCAUCUUCUCUAUCUUCACCAUUUUAUUACAAACAGGAAGAAUAUACAGAUAAGAAAGGAAAGAAGAAAACAAGAAUAGACCCCUCAUCCGCACCAGUUCUCUAUGCAAAACUUAUUUACUCAGAAAAAUCUAAGAAAAUUCUUUCUCUGUUUAAGACAAAGGGAAAGAAAGAUUUAAAUCCUUUUAAAUAUAUUGAUCAGUACUGCAAUGUUAAAAUGGCACUUAUAAUAGAAGGAAUCUUUAUAAGUAAAACUGUUACAUCUUUGCAAAGAAAAGUACAUGAGUGCUAUGUCAAACCAUUAAAACCUAGAGAGUCUUUACUAACAACUGAAGAGGAAGAUGCAGUAGUUACUGAGCAAGUAGUUGAAGACUUAGUUAUCUCUGAUAAAGAAGAAACUGCGUAA